Messenger RNA from Babesia bigemina, 848 nucleotides. RefSeq lists its product as hypothetical. The transcript has a single exon. NCBI's taxonomy places the organism in Eukaryota, Apicomplexa, Aconoidasida, Piroplasmida, Babesiidae. The record is from RefSeq and is a predicted model, not a curated record. The annotation marks the transcript as partial.
CCAGUCAUGUUAUAAAGGACGCUUUCGAGGCAUCGAUUGUCGGCAGUUCCAUCGGCCUUUACAAGCAACCCAGCAGCUUCACCAAGGUGCUGAGUAAUGCCUAUGGCAGCCGUGAAAGUACCCAUGCACGAGAAAGCCAUCCCAUAUCUACUCGAGCUGACUUAUUAAGUCUGGCUAAAAAAGAAUCUUGCAUCUAUUCAAUUAGCGACAACGUCCAUUGCGCUCCGUAUCUGUCGUCGGUCUGUUCAGAUUUCUAUCACUACCUUGCCAUAAAGCACGCCGACUUAUAUCUGUCCUGGGCAGUCUACUUGCCGUGGACACUGUAUAAGUAUCUAAAAAGUUUACUCGAUGCAUUCUGUAAUAUUUCCUGUAAGGACUGGGAAUGCAGCAGAUGCACGCACGGCGACAAAUGCAAACCGGGGAAGCAUGGUGUAGGAUACAGCUGUACUUGCAAAGCACUAGUACACUGUCGUGGCGUUAUGAGCACAUUCUACAGUUACGGAUUCGCAUUUGGCAACCCUCAAACACUGUUAGCCACGGAUGGCAGGAGAUAUUGCCACAGUUUCUACAACCAGCUGAAUAAUGUCUUAAACUCUGUUUGUUUCAAGGACCUCCUCCAAAAGUGCGACGAAUUCAUUUUCACCAUCAGGCAGCCGUUCAUAUGGCUCAACGUGGCACUGUGGUCCCUCUCCCUCUUCUACCUCAUCUGCGUGAUGGUUGGCAGGCUGGAUGUGCUCCACAUACGCUCACAUCUGCGAACACCGUCGUCGCACAGGAUAACGGCGCAGUCAUUGUUGGCUGCAGCGCAAGUCGGAAGGCUUGCCAAGAUAUCGUAUCUACAACCGUAA